AUGGCAGCAGUGGCAGCCCACGCACUCGAGCUCUCGAUGGAGGCAGCUGAGAACGGAACAGGGGGCGACCACAGCUCGCCGGCAGGCACUCCGCGUCCUUCCAAGUUUGCGCCGGCCGAGUUCCGGUCGGCUUCGGUGAGCGUGAUUGUUCUGGGCGCAUCUGGAGAUCUGGCCAAGAAGAAGACACUGCCGGCGCUGUAUGGGCUCUUUCUUAGGGGUCUCCUCCCGGCAGAGGCUGCUGUGGUUGGCUACGCGCGAUCGGAUCUGUCGAGAGCCGACUUUCAUGACCGCAUCUCGCCCAAUCUGGAGAAGGUCGAUGGCUCGUCCGACGACUCGCUUGCCGUCUUUCUCGGUCAGUGCCACUACGUUUCCGGUCAGUACGACUCGUCCGAGGACUUUGCCGCUCUUCAUGAUGAGCUCAUCCGCCUCGAGGACGAGGCCGGCGCCAGCGAGUCUGGCGAGGCCCAUCGCCUCUUCUAUCUCGCUCUCCCGCCCAAGGUCUUUGCCAGCGUCUCGGCCACCUUUGAGCCCGUGGCCAUGUCACAGCGUGGAUGGAACCGGGUGGUGGUGGAGAAGCCGUUCGGCCGUGACUUGGCGUCGUCGAAUGAGCUCGUCGCUGCGCUCGCAGAGACCUUCACCGAGGACCAGCAGUUCCGCAUCGACCACUACCUCGGCAAGGAGGCCGCGCUCAACAUGGUUGUCUUCCGCUUUGCCAACCUCACCUUCCAGCCGCUGUGGAACCGCAACUACAUCUCGACGGUGGAAAUCACCUUUAAGGAGCCGUUUGGUACCGAGGGCCGUGGCGGAUACUUUGACGAGAUCGGCAUUGUCCGCGACGUGAUGCAGAAUCACCUGCUGCAGCUCCUCGCUCUCACCGCCAUGGAGCGCCCGAUCUCGCUCUCGGCCGAGGACGUGCGCGACGAAAAGGUCAAGGUCCUCCGCUGCAUCGAGCCGCUCACCCUCGACGACAUCCUCAUCGGCCAGUACGUGGCCAACGAGGAGACCGGCAAGCCCGGGUACACCGACGACGACGGCGUGCCCGACGACUCGCGCUGCGCCACUUUUGCCACCGCUGCCUUCAACAUCCGCAACGAGCGCUGGGACGGUGUCCCCUUUAUCAUUCGCUGCGGCAAGGCCCUCAACGAGCGCAAGGCCAACAUCCGCAUCCAGCUCCGCGACACCCCGGGCCAGCUCUUUGGUGACGCAGCCCGCAACGAGCUCGUCUUCCGCAUCCAGCCCUCGGAGGCCAUCUACCUCAAGGUCAUGGCCAAGAAGCCAGGCCUCGGCGACGAGCUCGUCCAGACCGAGCUCGACCUCACUUACCACUCGCGCUUCCCCUGCGAGACCAUUCCCGACGCCUACGAGCGCCUGCUGUACGACGUCCUCCGCGGCGACCGCUCACACUUUGUUCGUGCCGACGAGCUCGAGGCUGCGUGGCGCAUCUUUGACGAUGUCCUGCACAAGCUCGAUGAUGGCGCCGUUGAGCCACUGCCGUACGUCUACGGCUCGCGCGGGCCCGACGCAGCCGACGACUUUGUCGCCGCGCGCGGCUACGUUCGCUCCGGCGACUAUUCGUGGCAGGCGAGCAGCCAGCAGUCGCCGAGUAAGCUGUAG
Thecamonas trahens ATCC 50062 is the source of this 1614-nucleotide messenger RNA. Its product is annotated as glucose-6-phosphate dehydrogenase. Gene Ontology annotation, molecular function: glucose-6-phosphate dehydrogenase activity; NADP binding. Bases 1 to 1614 code for a protein of 537 amino acids. Gene Ontology annotation, biological process: pentose-phosphate shunt, oxidative branch; glucose metabolic process. The record is from RefSeq and is a predicted model, not a curated record. The transcript has 2 exons. NCBI's taxonomy places the organism in Eukaryota, Apusomonadida, Apusomonadidae.